Messenger RNA from Aspergillus aculeatus ATCC 16872, 447 nucleotides. It is a transcript of the gene aspf13, whose product is annotated as allergenic cerato-platanin Asp F13. The coding region runs from base 1 to 447 and encodes 148 amino acids. The record is from RefSeq and is a predicted model, not a curated record. NCBI's taxonomy places the organism in Eukaryota, Fungi, Ascomycota, Eurotiomycetes, Eurotiales, Aspergillaceae. The transcript has a single exon.
AUGAAGUCAUUCGCAUCUGCUCUGGCUGUUCUCAGCGUCUUCUACUCCUCCGCCCUAGCCUCCCCAGUCGAGGCCACUACUGAGGCCGCCGAGGCCGCCGAGGCCGUCAGUGUGUCCGUCUCCUACGACACUGUGUUUGAUACCGGCAGCCAGUCCAUCGACACUGUCUCUUGCUCCAACCUUAACUACGCGACCUUUGCCGACAUCCCGGGCUUCCCCAACAUCGGAGGUGCCCCCACCGUGUCGGGCUGGGGCAGUCCCAACUGCGGAAAGUGCUACCAGCUGACCUACGGCAGCACCUCGAUCUACGUGACGGCCAUUGAUGCUGCCCCCGGUGGCUUCAAUAUUGCCGAGGCGGCCAUGAACAGCCUGACCAACAACCAGGCCGUUGCGCUGGGUCGGGUUACAGCGACCUACACCGAGGUGGAUUCAUCAUUCUGUGUAUGA